Photinus pyralis (common eastern firefly) is the source of this 2163-nucleotide messenger RNA. RefSeq names its product sodium-dependent noradrenaline transporter-like. The transcript has 15 exons. NCBI's taxonomy places the organism in Eukaryota, Metazoa, Arthropoda, Insecta, Coleoptera, Lampyridae. Gene Ontology annotation, molecular function: dopamine:sodium symporter activity. The annotation marks the transcript as partial. Gene Ontology annotation, cellular component: neuron projection; presynaptic membrane; neuronal cell body membrane. Gene Ontology annotation, biological process: dopamine uptake involved in synaptic transmission; sodium ion transmembrane transport. The record is from RefSeq and is a predicted model, not a curated record.
AUUGUUUCAGGGAGCACGAAGCACAAGCCACACACGAAUGCUGCAUCAACAGUGAUAAUUAGUUGCCCACUUAGAAAAAAAGACCUGCACGUUCAAAUUGAAGAAGACGAAAAAGGAUUCGAGUCCUUAAUCCUUUCAACAACUUCCAGCCAAGCCGAGGGCGAUCCCGAUUCUUCAUGCGAGGUUGAAGAUCAACGCGAAACAUGGGCUUCAAACGCCGAUUUCCUAUUAUCAAUAAUUGGUUUUGCCGUAGACUUAGCGAACGUUUGGCGAUUUCCGUACUUAUGUUACAAAAACGGGGGAGGGGCGUUUCUUAUCCCGUACCUAUUAAUGUUAGUAUUUGGAGCACUGCCAUUAUUCUAUAUGGAAUUGGUUCUUGGCCAAUUUAAUAGAUUAGGUCCUAUAAGUGUUUGGAAGAUAUGCCCUCUUUUCAAAGGGGUAGGUUUCUGUGCCGUCCUAGUCGCAUUUUUUGUAUCCUUUUACUACAACGUUAUAAUAGCAUGGUCGGUGUACUUCCUAGCGUCCAGUGUACGUUCGCAAUUACCAUGGUUGCAUUGCAAUAACACGUGGAACACGAAGCUCUGUUGGGAGUCUAUGACUAUCGACGAUGGUUUCGAAAAUAUUACACGUACAGCACCGCAUUUUAAUAAUUCCACGCCGACAAAUCGUCAUACACCGGCUUCUGAAUUUUUUAGUCGAUCCGUGCUGGAAAUGCAAACAAGCGAGGGUUUACACGAUUUGGGUUAUCCUAAGUGGGAGUUAGUCAUUUGUCUAUUCAUAGUCUACACAACGCUGUACAUUUCGUUAUUCAAAGGAGUCAAAUCGUCAGGGAAAGUCGUAUGGGUGACAGCCACUAUGCCGUAUGUGGUAUUAACACUAUUAUUAAUAAGGGGACUCAUGUUACCAGGAUCUGGAAAGGGUAUUUCGUAUUAUUUGCAGCCUAAAUUAUCCAAACUCAAAGAAACUCAGGUUUGGGUGGAUGCCGCCGUUCAAAUAUUCUUUUCUGUCGGUGCCGGAUUCGGUGUUCACUUAUCGUACGCAAGCUACAAUACCUUCCACAACAACUGCUAUCGCGACUGCCUGGUUACCAGUAUAGUGAAUUCGUUUACGAGUUUCUUUUCGGGAUUCGUCAUAUUUACGUAUCUAGGCUACAUGUCUUACAAACAAGGUGUCGAUAUAGACGAAGUUGCAACUGACGGUCCCGGAUUAGUUUUCCAAGUGUACCCCGAAGCAGUGGCGACACUACCCGGUUCGAAUAUUUGGUCGAUGUUAUUCUUCUUUAUGCUAAUCAUGCUUGGACUGGAUUCGGGGAUGGGAGGUCUUGAGUGCGUUAUUACCGGCGUUAUGGACGAAUUUUCGGGUUUCUUUAAGGAAAUUCGAUUUUCAAGGGAAGCAUUCACGCUCGGAGUAAUUGUGGUGUCGUUUUGCGUUGCCUUGGUGAACCUAACGCCGGGCGGAAUCUACAUGUUUCAUCUGUUCGACACUUACGCUGCGGGACUCUCGCUGUUAACUUCGGCCCUAUUCGAAGCUAUUGCUGUGUCCUGGUUCUACGGCCUCAACAAGUUCACCCAAGACGUUGACGCGAUGCUGGGUAUUAAACCGGGACUGUACUGGAGGAUCUGUUGGAAAUUUGUCAGCCCAUCGUUCCUCAUUGGAGUUAUAUUAUUUGGACUUAUCUUUCCCGUUCCGCUCAAGUACGAAGAUUACGACUACCCCAUCUGGGCGGAAUCGAUUGGUUGGUGUUUGGCACUUGCUUCGAUAUUAAUGAUACCGUUAAAUGCCAUAUGGCAGUUACUUAAAGCUCCGGGAACCUUCAAAGAGAAACUGGCGAUAUGUAUCACCCCAGUGGACGAACACGAGUACCUUCGGGAGACGAAGCUUGUUAGUAGAUUUAAGGCAAGACAUUGGCUUUACGUGUAAGCUUUUACUGCAAUACUUGUCGAUUGUUUAACAAUAAGGUACACAUUUUGUGCCGCCGACUGACAAUAGCCGCACUAUGCACGUGGGAAUAUUUCUAUAAAAUGGAGAUAGUAUCCUUGUAGGAUAUUUUUACUAACUAGCUACGUAGUAAAUGUGCAAAACUAUAGGUACUUAAUUAUAAGGGCUGUUUCCUAAGUUGUUAGUCUGAGUCCCUUACGCAAUCUAAUCAGGCACUCUGAUUAA